This is a messenger RNA of Teleopsis dalmanni, 1547 nucleotides long. RefSeq names its product protein saal1. The transcript is spliced from 2 exons. The record is from RefSeq and is a predicted model, not a curated record. Lineage: Eukaryota; Metazoa; Arthropoda; Insecta; Diptera; Diopsidae. Bases 81 to 1490 code for a protein of 469 amino acids.
CGUAAACAUAAAAAACAGAAACUGUUCUUUCCCAACUGUCAAUUAAAAACAAUUUAUGAAAUUAUUUAGCUGAACACAAAAUGUCUGAUGAAGAAUUUGACGACGAUAAAAAUUGUGUGAAAGUUGAAAAUGUCAACAAUGCCAAUUCCAACAAUUCCGGUUCAAACGAGGGGAAUGAAGGUGUAAUAAAUUGCAAUCCAAGCCAAGUGGAUACUGACGAGUCGGAUAAUGAAAUAUUACUUGGUGACGCCAUUGAAGGCACCUUGUACAGUGCACGUUUUGUGUUAAACACUUUGUUAAAACUUAAAUCUUUAGAAGAAAGUCUGGAAAAGGAUAGACAAUUUGAAGAUGAGCUAUGCUACCUAUGGGAUAUGACAAUGGAACAAGAAGUUAUAAAUUUUCUAUUAGAGCAAGGAGUGCUCGAAAUAUUUGCAGAAUACAUUAAAAAUUCAGAUGAUAAGCGCUUAAUUGAAAUACUAGUGGGCAUAAUAGCAAAUAUGUGUAGCAUUAAAGAUACUUGUGCAAUACUUUUACAAAAAAAGGAUGUAUUGUCGACUAUAUUAAGUUUGUUCGCAUGCAGCGAUGUCUUGACAUUGAUACAAACUGGACGUUUGCUGCAUACGAUGCUUUGUAAGUUAAAUACAGAAGAGUCUUUAGAGUUAUACAAAAUAUUUCCAGACGCAUCCGUUAUAAAAUCUAUAUAUUAUAUACUAUAUAACUCUGUUCAUGAUACACUACUUGAAACCACAAUGGAAACGCUUAACGCUAUUUUAAGAAAUUGGUCAAAUAUUGUGAUGUUAGAUACUGAAAUUGAUAAAAAUAAAUUUUAUGAUUGCAUACCAAACGUUGAAGAUGUUAUAGAGUGUACUAUAGAAGCAUUUCAAACUUUACUUCCGCAGACGAAUGAUGAAAUGAGAGGCGAUACACAUUUUACUACUAAGGACACAAGGAGAAUGACACUAUUUCUUAGUAUACAGGAAACACUAACGUUAUUCGUAAACGAACCUGUUAGCACCUACAGUUUAUAUGUAGACAGUUUAUGUGAUUGCUUUGUGACUAUAGGAAGCACAUUACUAAGACCAGAACCAAUCUUACCAGUAAAAACUUUUGAGUUUGAUGCAAUCGAAACUAUAGCCGGAAUGCUUAAGUUUAUUGAAUACCCUUUUGACUCACAAUUGCUUGACUGCAUACUACAAAUUUGGUGGAAACUCUUGGACGGAAUAGAAACUGAGUCUGAUGAAUUCGGAGAUUGCUCAACUCCUGAGGAAGAUGAAGAGAAAAUAUUAUUACUGCAAAAUUUAAGAGACAUUAUCACUGAAACAAUUUUAAAAAUGGAUGAUGUAAAAAUGAAAGAAUUUCUACAAAAUACUACUAACACAAUUGAAGUAUUAUUACGAACUGAAAUGUCGCUUAACACAGAUCCACGUAUUGCGGAAUGCGUAAAUAAAGUAAAAGAACAGUUGCAUCAAAUAGAGCAGGUUGGAGAGUAAAAAAAAUCAAAUUUUAACAAUUAACGCUUAUAUUUAAUUCAUAAAUAAUGUUUAUAA